AUGAGCGCCAACCCAUUUGAUUCGACUGCCACCACGCCUCGCCUAAGUAUGGAUCACCACAACACCAACGCUGAGCCAGAGGCAGACACCAACGGUGUCCUCGCCAAGGGGCUGCCUGCCGAAGACACAGAUGUCGAGAGCGGCCGCGGCUCACCACCGGAAAAGUCCACCGAGAAAGACCCUAACCUCGUGGAAUGGGACGGACCCGACGACCCAGAGAAUCCUCAGAAUUUCCCGAAGUCGCGGAAAUGGGCCAUCACAGUGAGCAUGUCUCUGAUGACGGUGUGGAUCACUUUCGCAUCCAGUGUCUUCUCGACCGCAACGAUGGUGACUUCGGAGGAGUUUGGCGUGUCGACCGAAGUCAUGAUCCUCGGGACGAGUCUGGUCAUCUUCGGCUUUGCUCUGGGUCCCAUGUUCUGGGCGCCGUUAAGUGAGCUCUACGGGCGUCGGUUGCCGCUGUUCUUCGGCUAUGCCGUUUUCAUUAUCUUCCAGAUCCCUGUGGCUGUGGCCCAGAACCUGCAGACUAUCAUGGUCAGCCGGUUCCUGAUCGGCGUCUUCGGUUGCUCGCCACUGGCUGUCGUAGGCGGCGCCAUGGCAGACCUCUGGGAUCCGGUUGACCGCGCGGUGGCCAUUGCCAUGUUCAGCUCGGCCACUUUCCAAGGCCCGGUCCUUGGUCCGAUUGUUGGUGGAUUCAUCACUGACUCGCAUCUGGGCUGGCGCUGGACGGCAUGGAUCACGAUGAUCGCAUCAUCCUUCUUUGGAUUGAUCGCCCUAUACAUUGUCCCCGAGACCUACAGCCCCGUCCUGCUGCAGAAGCGCGCAGCGCGCCUGCGUCGCGAGACCCGCAACUGGGCUCUGCACUCAUUCCUGGACGAACACCAGCCGACGAUGAGCGAGAUCAUGCACAAGUACCUGCUACGCCCCAUCCAGAUGCUGUUCCAGGAGCCGAUCCUGUUCUGCGUCACAGUGUAUCUGGCGCUAAUCUACGGGAUUCUCUACCUGUUCUUCGAGGCGUACCCAAUCUCCUUCAGCGAAGAGCGCGGCUGGACCAACCUUGGCGUCGCCGGACUCCCCUUCAUUGGCAUCUUCAUUGGCGUGCUGCUGGGCGUGGCCCUAAUCGUCUACACCACCAAGACCCGCUUCGCCCGCAAACUCGCCAAGCACGGCCACGUCGUCCCCGAAGAGCGUCUCAUCCCCAUGAUGGUCGCGUCCGUGCUGCUCCCCAUCGGCCUUUUCUGGUUCGGCUGGACCUCCAGCCCGCACAUCUCCUGGGUGCCGCAGGUCAUCGCCGGCGUUCCCAUCGGCAUGGGCAUCCUGGUCAUCUUCAUGCAGGGGCUGAACUACAUCAUCGACGUCUACAUGAUGUUCGCCAACUCGGCCAUCGCCGCCAACACUCUCUUCCGCUCUGUUCUCGGUGGCGCUUUUCCGCUUUUCGCUACCCAGAUGUAUCACAACCUCGGCGUGAACUGGGCUUCCAGUGUGCUGGGCUUCAUCACUAUCGCCAUGAUCCCCAUUCCUAUUCUAUUCUACUUCUAUGGUGCUAGGAUCCGUGCCAUGAGCAAGUUCACUCCGAAGUUCUAG
This is a messenger RNA of Penicillium alfredii, 1581 nucleotides long. RefSeq names its product MFS transporter. The record is from RefSeq and is a predicted model, not a curated record. Gene Ontology annotation, molecular function: transmembrane transporter activity. The transcript has 2 exons. The coding region runs from base 1 to 1581 and encodes 526 amino acids. Gene Ontology annotation, biological process: transmembrane transport. Lineage: Eukaryota; Fungi; Ascomycota; Eurotiomycetes; Eurotiales; Aspergillaceae.